Lathyrus sativus (Indian pea) is the source of this 1509-nucleotide messenger RNA. The record is from the annotation of a GenBank genome assembly. Lineage: Eukaryota; Viridiplantae; Streptophyta; Magnoliopsida; Fabales; Fabaceae.
AUGAGCCGCUACGAUAGCCGUUCCUCCGACCCCACUUCCUACCGCGACCGAAGAAGUGACUCGGGGUUAGGUGGCGGAGGAGCUUCUGCUGCUGCGCCUUCGAGUAGAAGAGACUAUGAUGACGGUGGGUCUGGUUCUCCUAAGAAAAUUAAUUUGGAUGGGUUACCUCAUUUUGAGAAAAACUUCUACAAUGAAUCGCCUUCUGUUAGGGCAAUGACUGAGGCUGAAGUUAUUGAGUAUCGGCUACGCCGGGAAAUUACCGUUGAAGGGAAAGAUGUCCCGAAACCUGUUAAAUCCUUUUCUGAUGCUGCUUUUCCAGAAUAUGUACUGGAAGAGGUUAAAAAAGCUGGCUUUGUUGAACCUACACCCAUUCAGUCCCAAGGUUGGCCAAUGGCUUUGAAGGGACGUGAUCUAAUAGGAAUUGCAGAGACAGGAUCAGGGAAGACACUUGCUUAUUUGUUGCCGGCCAUAGUGCAUGUUAAUGCACAGCCAAUUCUAGAUCCCGGGGAUGGUCCUAUUGUGUUAGUUUUGGCUCCAACACGUGAACUUGCCGUACAAAUACAACAAGAGGCUACUAAAUUUGGUGCAUCGUCAAGGAUUAAGAGCACGUGCAUAUAUGGCGGGGUUCCUAAAGGGCCUCAAGUACGCGAUCUUCAGAAAGGCGUUGAAAUUGUUAUCGCCACUCCGGGAAGGUUAAUUGAUAUGCUCGAGUCAAAUCAUACUAAUUUGCGAAGGGUGACAUACCUGGUGUUGGAUGAAGCUGAUAGGAUGUUGGACAUGGGGUUUGAUCCUCAAAUACGGAAAAUUGUCUCUCAGAUUCGUCCAGACCGUCAGACUUUGUACUGGAGUGCUACUUGGCCAAAGGAGGUCGAACAAUUGGCAAGGCAGUUCCUUUACAAUCCAUACAAAGUAAUUAUAGGUUCUGAAGAUUUAAAAGCCAACCAUGCUAUAAAGCAAUACGUUGACAUUGUUCCUGAAAAGCAAAAAUAUGAUAAAUUGGUGAAGUUGUUGGAGGACAUCAUGGAUGGAAGCCGAAUAUUGAUAUUCAUGGAUACUAAAAAAGGGUGUGAUCAGAUUACUAGGCAGCUCCGCAUGGAUGGAUGGCCUGCACUUUCAAUUCAUGGAGACAAAAGUCAAGCAGAAAGAGAUUGGGUGCUUUCAGAGUUUAAAUCUGGAAAGAGUCCUAUAAUGACUGCAACAGAUGUUGCAGCUCGUGGUUUAGAUGUGAAGGAUGUGAAGUACGUGAUAAAUUAUGAUUUCCCGGGAUCACUAGAGGAUUAUGUUCACCGCAUUGGAAGAACUGGGAGAGCUGGUGCAAAAGGAACUGCAUACACAUUCUUCACAGCAGCUAAUGCCAGAUUUGCAAAGGAACUUAUUAGCAUACUUGAAGAAGCUGGACAGAGAGUAAGUUCUGAAUUAGCAGCAAUGGGGCGUGGUGCACCUCCUCCACCUUCAGGGGGCUUCCGAGAUCGUGGGAAGAGUUUUGGCGGCGGUCGCCCAUGGAGCUGA